AUAGCUGUCUGAUCUCACUCUCUCCCCAUGUGACCCCAUUGAGAGAUCGAGUCCAUAUAUAAAUUAAUUUUAGUUUUUAGUUUUUUUCUAUUAUAAAAUUUAUCUUAUCUCAUUCAUACCUCUCUCUCUAUAUCUCUUACUUCUGUUUUGUAUAACUACUCUUUGUUAUACAUAGCCAUUUUAGUUACUCUUGUUCGUUUCUCAUUCCUCCUCUCUUCUCUCAUUCUUGAAAUACCAUAAAUAAAAAGUUUUUUUUUCGUGUGUGCCAUUAAAUCUCAUUAAUGGCACAACUCCCUCCAAAGAUCCCAACCAUGACGACUACGACGCCGCAUUGGCCUGACUUUUCCUCCCAAAAAUUACCUUCCAUCGCCGCAACAGCCGCCGCAACCGCGGGACAACAGAAUCCUUCGUGGAUGGACGAGUUUCUCGACUUCUCAACGACUCGUCGUGGGACACACCGUCGUUCAAUAAGCGACUCCAUCGCGUUCCUAGAAACUCCUUCCUCAGGCGUCGGAAGCCACCACUUCGACAGGUUCGACGAUGAGCAGUUCAUGUCCAUGUUCAACGACGACGUACACCAAAACCACAAUAACCAACACAGCAACAAUGUGGGUCCCACGCGUUCUUCUUCCAAUACCUCCACGCCGUCCAGCGACGAUGACAACAAAGAACCACUAUCGACCGAUCAUAAUCACAUGGACACCACACCUAUUCCCAGCAACGUCGCCGGUAACGAUAAUAACGAAACAGAUGAGGUUCAAAGCCAGUGCAAGACGGAGCCACAAGAUGGCCCGUCGUUAAAUCAAGACAGCGGUGGAAGCUCCGGUAAUCGGAUUCACGAUCCCAAAAGGGUAAAAAGAAUUUUAGCAAAUAGGCAAUCAGCACAGAGAUCAAGGGUGAGGAAACUGCAAUACAUAUCAGAGCUUGAACGGAGCGUUACUUCAUUGCAGACGGAAGUUUCAGUGUUAUCGCCACGAGUUGCGUUUUUGGAUCACCAGCGACUGCUUCUCAACGUUGACAAUAGCGCUAUCAAGCAACGUAUCGCCGCUUUAGCACAAGACAAAAUUUUCAAAGACGCUCACCAAGAAGCAUUGAAGAGAGAAAUAGAGAGACUUCGACAAGUGUAUCAUCAACAGAGCCUCAAGAAGAUGGAGAAUAAUGUCUCCGACCAAUCUCCAGCCGAUAUCAAACCGUCCGUUGAGAAAGAGCAGCUCCUCAAUGCCUAAAGCUGGUUCAUUAAGAUCUUAUAUCUUUAUGGUGAAAUAAUUCUUGACUCUCUUUGUGUCAAGAAGUUAUUUUAUCAAAGAAGAAUACAUUUUUAUUUAAUCCAAUCACAUUUUUUAAGUUGUGAUGAAUUUGCUUUGAUGUAUCUGAUUUUUUUUUCUUAUGGAUUGGGAGGGGGAAUUGGGAAUGAUAUGUAAAAAGAACUUAGCUGAUUUGUUGUUUAUUAAUUCAAUGUUUUGUCGAGUGUCUAA
Messenger RNA from Brassica napus (rape), 1475 nucleotides. RefSeq names its product basic leucine zipper 61-like. Gene Ontology annotation, molecular function: DNA binding; DNA-binding transcription factor activity. Gene Ontology annotation, biological process: positive regulation of DNA-templated transcription. Gene Ontology annotation, cellular component: nucleus. The coding region runs from base 282 to 1226 and encodes 314 amino acids. The transcript has 4 exons. The record is from RefSeq and is a predicted model, not a curated record. NCBI's taxonomy places the organism in Eukaryota, Viridiplantae, Streptophyta, Magnoliopsida, Brassicales, Brassicaceae.